Oryctolagus cuniculus (rabbit) is the source of this 1176-nucleotide messenger RNA. Lineage: Eukaryota; Metazoa; Chordata; Mammalia; Lagomorpha; Leporidae. The record is from RefSeq and is a predicted model, not a curated record.
AUGGUCUCUUCUCUGUGUGCGGUCUCUGUGUUUGGUCUCUGUGCAGUCUCUGUGUGUGGUCUGUGUGUGUGGUCUCUGUGUGCGGUCUCUGUGUGCGGUCUCUGUGUGCGGUCUCUGUGUGUGGUCUCUGUGUGUGGUCUCUGUGUGCGGCUUCUGUGUGUGGUCUCUGUGCGUGGUCUCUGUGUGCGGUCUCUAUGUGCGGUCUCUGUGUGCGGUCUCUGUGUGCGGUCUCUGUGUGCGGUCUCUGUGUGUGGUCUCUGUGUGCCGUCUCUGUGUGCGGUCUCUGUGUGCGGUCUCUGUGUGUGGUCUCUGUGUGCGGUCUCUGUGUAUGGUCUCUGUGUGCGGUCUCUGUGUGUGGUCUCUGUGUGUGGUCUCAGUGUGCGGCCUCUGUGUGUGGCCUCUGUGCGUGGUCUCUGUGUGUGGUCUCUAUGUGCAGUCUCUGUGUGCAGUCUCUGUGUGCGGUCUCUGUGUGCGGUCUCUGUGUGCGGUCUCUGUGUGCCGUCUCUGUGUGCGGUCUCUGUGUGCGGUCUCUGUGUGUGGUCUCUGUGUGCGGUCUCUGUGUGCGGUCUCUGUGUGUGGUCUCUGUGUGUGGUCUCUGUGUGCGGUCUCUGUGUGCGGUCUCUGUGUGUGGUCUCUGUGUGUGGUCUCUGUGUGUGGUCUCUGUGCAGUCUCUGUGUGCCAUCUCUGUGUGUGGUCUCUGUGUGCGGUCUCUGUGUGCGGUCUCUGUGUGUGGUCUCUGUGUGCGGUCUCUGUGUGCGGUCUCUGUGUGUGGUCUCUGUGUGCGGUCUCUGUGUGCGGUCUCUGUGUGCGGUCUCUGUGUGUGGUCUCUGUGUGCGGUCUCUGUGUGUGAUCUCUGUGUGCCGUGCCGUCUCUGUGUGCAGUCUCUGUGUGCGGUCUCUGUGUGUGGUCUCUGUGUGCGGUCUCUGUGUGCGGUCACUGUGUGUGGUCUCUGUGUGUGAUCUCUGUGUCUGGUCUCUGUGCAGUCUCUACAGCAAGAAGGUGGUCGUGUGCAAGCCGGGAGGAGCGCCCUCUCUUGGGCCUGAGUGUGCCAGCACCUUCGUCUUGAUCCUGAACUUCCAGCCUCCAGAGAACACUGAUCAAAUCACUGAGAAACGGCACAGGGCCAGCAGCUGCUUUUGGAUUUUGAUAAGGAAACGAUUUAAUGAGGACCCCUAG